AGAAGUUCUUUGCUGGAUUCAAUUUUAUUUUUAGUUUCUCAACCGGGCCGGAAGAGCAGCACGUUUCGGGGGUGGACACGGACACCGAGACGCCUCUACAACAAAUGCCCGUCCGUGUGGCACGUGCCAGUUACUGAGCGUGUUUUUACGCGAAGGAAUAGGGAAGCGGCUCGGCGAGAAGGGACUUGUAGAGGGGAUAAAGAGCUCUCUGGUCGCUCCCGGUAUCCCGCCGCGACGGGAUGGAGUGGCUGUGCGGACCUGAGCUGCCUUUCUGGGUAGCCAAUUAUACGCUCCACACAGAGCGACCCGACCUCCCAGAGUGUUUUCAGCUCUCUGUCCUGUCAUGGCUGCCGUGCAUCUAUCUGUGGGUCGUGUGCCCUAUCUACCUCUUCUGUCUUAAGAGGAACAACAGAGGCUACAUCAUGAUGUCCAUUAAGAACAGGUUCAAAACGGUGUUUGGCUUGUUAUUAUGGAUAGUGUGUUGGAUAGAUCUCUUCUACACAUUCCACGAGCUGCGGCAGGGACACAGCCAGCCGCCCAUCUACUUCAUCACCCCGCUGGUUCUCGGCAUGACCAUGGUGAGAUUACAGGAUCUCCAUCUAAACACAGUUGCACAAGAACCGAUAUACAGUCCUAAAAAAUGCCUCCUGUUGAUUUUCAAAGCAGCUCUUGCUGUCUUCUAUCAGUUGUUUGUUCUUCAAAUUCAGAUUUUUGCUUGGUUAAUAUGUCCACCAUUGUAUGACUUUAGAAAUUGUUUUUGAAUAAGUAGAACUUUUGGCUGGCCUCAAGGAGGUUUUGGCAAAUAAUCUGACAACUCAGGAAGGAAAAGCAGGGCUUGGCCCAGGCUGUGUUUGGCAGUUGAGGAGAACUGCUGACUCAGAGUGGGGCUAUUGUCAGGCGGUGGAAGGAGCACUUUGAGGAACUCCUGAACCUGUCUAACAUGUCUUCCGAGGAGGAAGCAGAGUUGGAAGACUUGGGGUAAGCCUCACUCAUAUCUCUGGCAGAGGUCUCUCAGGCACCAGAAGU
Molecule: messenger RNA, 1026 nt
Organism: Monopterus albus (swamp eel)
Lineage: Eukaryota; Metazoa; Chordata; Actinopteri; Synbranchiformes; Synbranchidae
Product: canalicular multispecific organic anion transporter 2-like
Exons: 3
Coding region: 240-761 (173 amino acids)
Source: RefSeq, a predicted model, not a curated record